Molecule: messenger RNA, 651 nt
Organism: Penicillium alfredii
Lineage: Eukaryota; Fungi; Ascomycota; Eurotiomycetes; Eurotiales; Aspergillaceae
Product: mitochondrial 54S ribosomal protein bL28m
Exons: 1
Coding region: 1-651 (216 amino acids)
Cellular component (GO): mitochondrial large ribosomal subunit
Molecular function (GO): structural constituent of ribosome
Source: RefSeq, a predicted model, not a curated record
AUGGCAGGCUUGCAGGCUAAAACUCCCUUCUGUCUCUCUGCGGCCUUCCGUGGCCUCUCUUUUUCCACACCCAAACGAUCUUUCUCCAUGACAUUGGCCACCCAGAAGACCAAGCCACUUCCCGACUACAUCCCGCCCUACCCCUAUGGCCCCAAUCGAUGGUUCAAGCAGUCCAACUCGGGUCUCUACGGAGGCACCAUGAUUCAAUUUGGCAACAAGAUUUCGAAGGGACGCAACGAGGGCAAGACGCGACGCAUCUGGAAGCCAAACGUCCGCCGAAAGAAGCUGUGGAGCGAUGCGCUGGGUGAGUACCUGUUCAUCAAGGUCUCUCAUCGGGCAAUGCGCACAAUUCGCAAAUCGGGCAGUCUCGACAAUUACCUCCUGGGUGACCAACCGGGGCGCAUCAAGGAACUCGGGGUUUUCGGGUGGCAUCUUCGAUGGCAAGUUAUGCAGACACCAGUGAUGCAAGAAAAGUUUCGACAGGAACGAAGACGCUUGGGUCUUCGGGAGCCGCCGUCAUUUGAGGAGUGGUUGAAAGAGAGGGAGGCCGAUGUCGAGGCUCAGAUCGAAUCACAACUCAACAUCAAACCGAUGACGAAACCCGGUGCUUUCAAGCAGAACACCAAUGAACCACCUACGGGAACUGCAUAA